This is a messenger RNA of Desarmillaria tabescens, 1332 nucleotides long. RefSeq names its product terpenoid synthase. Gene Ontology annotation, cellular component: transferase complex. The transcript is spliced from 3 exons. The coding region runs from base 1 to 1332 and encodes 443 amino acids. Gene Ontology annotation, biological process: isoprenoid biosynthetic process; ubiquinone biosynthetic process. The record is from RefSeq and is a predicted model, not a curated record. Lineage: Eukaryota; Fungi; Basidiomycota; Agaricomycetes; Agaricales; Physalacriaceae. Gene Ontology annotation, molecular function: prenyltransferase activity.
AUGCGACGAUGGCCAGUCCGUAGAAAGUUUUUGCACUCAUUCCCCAAUUUUACAACUUUUUGCCGGAGACACAGCGCCUUGGCCCAAAAAAUCGAGCAUACCCCAGUAGAACGAUCCCAGAUACAUCCUCCACCGAUAAUACUCUCCAGAAGACCAGAUCCAUAUGUUAUUCUCGCUUCUGAGCUUUCCCAGCUACGUGGAAACCUCUUAACUCUCCUUGGCUCAGCUCAUCCAGGUCUUAAAGACCUGGCACAAUGCUACUUUCUCGACCCGACAAAACUUGUACGUUCACUCGUUAUUCUACUCUUUGCACGCGCGACAAAUGGACUGGGAGAGGACUGGGAGGCGAUGGAGUGGAAUGCAGCAAGGGAGGCUGCGUCGGGAAGGACUGAAGAGUUCGAGCAGCCGUUGACGCGUAGCGACGUCCUGCACUACUGGAAUCCCAGCAUGCCUGAUCAUGCUGAAUCGUUCGACUCUAUAUUUCCUUUACAAACACCAACGCCGUUUCCACCUUCUCCUCAAUCCCUUUCGUCGAACCUUCCUUCCACUCGCCCGUAUCUCCUACCAACACAAAUACGCGUCGCCCAAAUAGUCGAGAUGAUUCAGGUUGCCUCGAUGCUUCACGACGAAGUAUCCGUGACGGCCACCUCGUCGCCCUCACCACAGAGUUCACAGCCCGUAUUCGGCAACAAACUUGCCAUUCUUGGUGGCGAUUUCCUGCUCGGACGUGCCAGUGCCGCUCUCUCCCGACUAGGCGACAGUGAGGUGGUUGAACUUGUCGCGAGUGUUAUCUCAAACUUAGUAGAGGGCCGGGUGAUAGAACUCAAGACCGAGUAUGCAUCUUCCCCUCUCACCCCCCAAGAUGCUUGGCAUACCUACUUCAAAACUACAUACCUGAAGACUGGGAGUUUAUUGGCGAAUGGUGCACGCUCUGCCGUGAUACUAGGUGGAUGUAGGAACGAGAUUUGGAAAGAGGUCGCGUACGCGUUCGGGCGGAAUAUUGGUAUUGCACUUCAGUUGGUUGAUGAUACCAGAGAACAUGAGUCUUGCAUGUCAACCAGUACGCGACCCAGAACUGCAACAAGUCCCAUCUUAUUUGCAUGGGAGGAGCAUCCUGCUUUGGGACCUCUAAUAGAACGCGGGUUUAGUGAACCAGAAGACGCUGCAGUGGCAAAUGACCUGGUGCGCAGGUCUUGUGGCAUCGAGAGGACAUGGGAACUCGUCCGUGACUACGUUAACAGGGCCAGCAAUCUUCUUCGAUAUCUACCGGAUAGCGAUACGAGGCUGGCACUAGACUUAUUUACACAACGCAUAGCGGAACAGACGCCGUGA